Molecule: messenger RNA, 1418 nt
Organism: Exaiptasia diaphana
Lineage: Eukaryota; Metazoa; Cnidaria; Anthozoa; Actiniaria; Aiptasiidae
Product: beta-lactamase-like protein 3
Source: RefSeq, a predicted model, not a curated record
CACAGUUACCGCACCUGGCCUGCACAAUUUUUGUGAAGCAAUGAGACACUAGAAUUUGGUUACAGUACGAUUACGGUCACAGUACAGUACCGUCCCGGCGUUUCCCACUCAUACGAAAGUGACUCUAUGUAUCUAUAACUACGUAAAGUAAACUACACAUUGGGAUACCUGUGUGUCGGCUAUGAACGGAAAACUCAUUAUAAAGUCAGUUUUAAGUURUGCUGUCAAGCUUGAUUUACCAUGUAUAUAUAGAAAAUAAAUAUUACCUCAAGGGCAUAACAAGAUCAACAAUCUUUAUUGUUUCCGCUGAAGUACACCUUCGCCAACUAACAUAUGACCUCGAAUCUAGAAAACGACUCGAGUCGUGAUAUCAAGGAGCUUGACAUCGACGAGCUCACGGAAGAUGAAUAUUCUGAAAAAUUUUACCGACCAAAUUUUAACAGACUACAAAGCGAAAACAAGGAUCAAAUCCGGGACGACAAUCCCAAAGAGCAUGCGCAAUUUGGCCCUCAAAAGGAUAUCUCAAAGCUGACUAACUCUGUUCCUCAAGAGAACGAUGUCCCUAAAUCGACAGGAGUACGCUUUUCCAUCGACAACCCAAGCUAUGUCCGCGAUGAAGAACCUGCAGAACAACCGGCUCCCACGCAAGAGAACAUUCCUGAAAUUUCAAAGUAUAAACCCCCAAUGAAGGAUGAUAUUACAUUCACAGCGCGGACAAGACCCAGCAGAAGAUGUUUAUGGAUUAUAAUUGUAAUACUGUCAAUCUUGCUCGCUACAAUGACAGGUUUAUUCAUCUGGAGGAUGAUCUGCUAUCAAAACAAAGAAGUCCAAAAAACAGUCUUCAAAAAUGUAGAGACAACCCAAAAGCCUGCAGUUCAAAGCGGCUGUAUUUCCUUGCCAAGCUCCAUCGACCUUCCAACGRUACCUGCCAAUAUACAAAAAGAACUUCAGGAUUUCAAGACGUAUUUAAGUGAAGCAGUUGAUAAAAACCAAACGGUUGCCGURAGCGCUAAUGUUGUCUAUAGAGAUAAAGUUAUCAUGGAAGGAGCCUUUGGAAUAAUGAACAAAGCAGAAAAGCCAACAAGAUCUCCGACAGUCAACACAGUUUAUCCAUGCGCUUCGCUUUCAAAAGUAUUAACGGCUUUGAUGUGGUUUAAGCAAGUCAAUGACAAGAAGGCCCGUUCUCUCAUUGAAGAUACAGUAGCUCAAUACGAAGACAAAUUUGAUGUAAACAAUCCUUUUAAUGACAACAAGAUUACUUUCUGGCAACUAGCAACACAAACAUCAGGAUUACAACGAGAAGCGCCAUGUUAUCCAAGCACWGCUACYAAUCUAUGUCCRCAUGACUACAACACUAUGAUGAAUAGAACCAAGAACUUGACGUUGCUUCAGGCGCCAGGAAAAAUUGCCCAGUAUAG